Centrocercus urophasianus (Greater sage-grouse) is the source of this 1611-nucleotide messenger RNA. RefSeq names its product rho GTPase-activating protein 32-like. Gene Ontology annotation, biological process: small GTPase-mediated signal transduction. Lineage: Eukaryota; Metazoa; Chordata; Aves; Galliformes; Phasianidae. The transcript is spliced from 10 exons. The coding region runs from base 1 to 1512 and encodes 503 amino acids. The record is from RefSeq and is a predicted model, not a curated record. Gene Ontology annotation, cellular component: cell cortex; nucleoplasm; actin cytoskeleton. Gene Ontology annotation, molecular function: GTPase activator activity.
AUGGCGGAGCAGCCUGUGCCAAAGAAGCGCGGCAAGCUCCUCACCUUCCUUCGUUCCGUGGUGAAGGCCCGCUCAAAGCAACCAAAAGAGCGGGAAGUGGAGAAGGAAAGGGUGUUCGGCCGUGACCUGGGAGAGCAUCUUCUGCACUCUGGUCGUGAUGUCCCCCAGGUCCUCCAGAGCUGCGCCGAGUUCAUCGAGCAGCAUGGCGUGGUGCAGGGGAUAUACCGCCUGUCCGGCGUGGCGUCCAACGUCCAGAGACUGCGCCAGGAAUUUGAGUCUGAGCAGGUUCCUGAGCUAACUGUCCGCGACGUUCACAGCGCGAGCUCCCUCUGCAAAAUGUACUUCAGGGAGCUCCCGAACCCCCUGCUGACCGACCAGCUGUACGACAAGUUCUCGGAUGCUGUUGGUGCCACUACGGAAGAGGAGCGGCUGGUCAGAAUGCGGGACGCCAUCCAGCAGCUGUCUGCUCCUCACUACAGGACCCUGGCGUAUCUGAUGAGACACUUGGCCUGUCUGGCUGGGCACUGCUCCACCACAAACAUGCAUGCGAAGAACUUAGCGAUUGUGUGGGCUCCAAACCUCUUAAGAUCACAGCAGAGCGAGUCUGCCUGCGCCAGCGGGAGGGCUGCCUGCAUGGAACUGCAGACGCAGUCGGCUGUGGUGGAAUUCAUCAUUGACCACACAGACGUCCUCUUCUGCUCCACAUCUGGACCUGACAUCGCAGAUGGAGCAGGGCACAGUUCUCUCUCAGGGCCCCAGUCUGUGCAGGCGUCUUCUCCUGCCACAGAGCUGCUCAGCCUGGAGGAGGCGCAGGCACGGAGGCAAGGCCACAGCAGCUCUCCUGUCGUUGUGACACAGAGCAGGGACAUGGAAGUGGAAGAAGGCCCCACAGCUGUACGGGGGAAAUUCCACACAGUCAUUGACUUUCCAUCUGAAAGACCAAGUCCACCCAGCAGGAUGAAGGAGUCACCGUCUGGCUGUUGGUGUUCCUGCUUCAGCCUGGGGAAACCAUCCUCUGUGGCCAAAGACCAACGGCAGCACCAUCCCAGGGAGCCCUCAGAGACAGACAUUGUAGUGCUGGCAGGUGAUUCGAGCUCUUGUCAACCCAGAUGUGCCAGAGCAAGUAGCGAUGCUGGGCUGUGUGCUUCCACCAAUGGAGAGCUGUUAGGAAGCACAAAUGGCUGCGGUUCAGAUGACAGCCUGCCGCAUAACAACAGUGGCGGACACAAGGAGCUCAUCCAAGUCCAAGCCCUCGUUUCUCCCGGCUCUGCUGAAGAUGCUGACCUGAGCCUGUCACACACCACAGGCACCAGCCCGGACUGUGACCCGGUGCCUCUGCAGUGCAGCCCAGCCCAAGCACAGCCUGAGUGCCCCGAAAGCAGCACCUCUGUGCAGGAGCAGGUCAGCAACAGCGAGGAGAAGCCGUGCCUCUUGGAGGGGGACUUAGAAUCAGGCCUCCAGUCCCAGGCACCGUGCAGCUGCUCUGAGAGCUCUGAGCCGCUCUCUCCGUGACCUUUCCAUCCAAGAGAGGACGAUUCCCAUCUUUACCUGGACCUCUCACGCCCUCCUGUCUUUUCCUUUAAUAAUAAAAGCACACUUGUGCUCACUCAA